GUUAAAUAGUCAGCUGGUGAAAACGCCUGUGCUACCCCAAGAACAGCAGUGAUGGAAGAGAAUUUACUGGAAAUCACUGCAUCAGGGACAUACAGGAGAGAGGCUUCUGUUUCAAGUGUCCUUGGAGCACCCUUUCUGACAGAAGAAUCAGCAAAUCAAUUCAUACGGCUCAAACGACACAUCCUAUAUUCUCCGAGCUACUGGGACUCAAGCAGCAGCCAGAACACGUGGGGAUACAGACAUGUGGCUGAACAGGUUAGUGAAUCGUGGGCAGCCUUGAAAGAAACAGCACAAUACUACAUGGACUUGGACCCUUUUGCCUUCGAUCCCUCGACAGCCGUGUUCGAUGGGGUUUCUGAGCAGAGCAUUUCAUAGACUCGGAGCCUGUGUGUACCAAAAAACAAUUUAUUCCAUCUUUUUUAGCAACAAGAUCAGAUCCUACAUGGAGCUACUACAGCAGUCUGGGACUCACCUCCAGCAACAAGCUAUUAAAUCCUACACAUCUUGUAUCUGGCCAUGUUAGGAUAUGGCAUGUUAUGGAUUUGCCAUUAUGUAUUGAUAAGAUGACUUUAUCUCAUCCCACUUGGGUCUAAACCCAAAAUUAAUACAGUAAUUCUCUGCAUAAAUACUGCAUAUUUUAUAUUCAUAUGCAGAACUGAGACAUUGGUCAUGACAAAUUGAAUAAAAAGUUGAAGAAAACCAACUGUGAAAUUCUAGCAGGUUGGGUUUAAAAAUGCCUAGUUUUCUCAGGUAAAACAUUCUUUUGACUAAACAAUUGAAGAUGUAUAUUUCUGCUUCUGUGACUGAAAACCACAUUUUUAUUUCUCAGUAUUUUCCUUUAGCUACAUUUUUGAGAGGCAAAUAAGAAAUGAAAAUCAGUCACUUUGGAUGAGUGAGAGAAGUAGAGCACAUUUGCUUCAGGUGUACUUCUGUAGUUCAAUGCAUUUUCAUUUAUUCAAGUACUAAUAGUGUUGCAGUACACAUCCAUUCAUGUCAGCGCUUCUCUUUCCUCAUUUAAUCUUCUGUACUUGGUCUUGAGUGCCAAAACCCACUGAACUCACAGCUACUACUGUGAGAUGUUUUUUCUUACUCCACAGAGAUUGGAAAUGGUGGAAACAUUCACGGCUCCUUUUCUAAAAAGAAAAUGAUGGUGACAAAUGUUCUUUAUGCCAUGUUCUUGAGCUUGGAAGUUUUCUGUUCAUUAAAACAGUUCAUUAAUGUACUUUAUUUCAAAACAUCUUUGAAGAGAGGAUUAGGCUUCUAUGUUUCUUUUGUAUGUUAUUAAUAUAAUGUUAAUAAUUAAAAGCUCUUUCAAACUUGGCCAAAUUUUUUGCAUGAAUAAAGAUGACCUGUUGAAGAAAACAAAA
This is a messenger RNA of Cyanistes caeruleus (blue tit), 1367 nucleotides long. The record is from RefSeq and is a predicted model, not a curated record. NCBI's taxonomy places the organism in Eukaryota, Metazoa, Chordata, Aves, Passeriformes, Paridae.